This is a messenger RNA of Nerophis lumbriciformis (worm pipefish), 3400 nucleotides long. RefSeq names its product solute carrier family 34 member 2a (gene slc34a2a). Gene Ontology annotation, molecular function: sodium:phosphate symporter activity. The record is from RefSeq and is a predicted model, not a curated record. Lineage: Eukaryota; Metazoa; Chordata; Actinopteri; Syngnathiformes; Syngnathidae. Gene Ontology annotation, cellular component: apical plasma membrane; brush border; vesicle. Gene Ontology annotation, biological process: sodium-dependent phosphate transport; intracellular phosphate ion homeostasis.
AUCUGUGAGAGGUGAAACCCUCUUAAAGAUGCAAAAGGUUCCACCAGCCUCAACCUCCUUCACCUUUUCCACCACACCUGUGUGGAGGAAGUGUUUGUCCAACUGAAGGCCGCACUCUGAGAGCAUGGAUGCACUAAAGAUACCUGAGGCUGCGCAGCAAAAAGAAAAUAAUGAAAGCAAAGAGCAGAAGGGGAGUCCUGCACACUCCACCCUGGCUCUGAUGGACGGGGAGCCAGAAGAAGAAGACCCCUGGGACCUUCCCGAGCUGCAGGACACGGGGGUGCCGUGGUCAGCGCUGGACUGCCAGGCGAAGGUGCUGAGGGUGCUGGUGUCCCUGGUGAAGCUGCUGGUGCUGCUGGGCCUGCUCUACAUGUUCAUCUGCUCUCUGGACAUCCUCAGCUCCGCCUUCCAGCUUGUGGGAGGCAAAGCGGCGGGGGACAUUUUCCAGGACAACGCGGUCUUGUCCAACCCUCUGGCUGGUCUGGUCAUCGGCGUCCUGGUGACUCUGCUGGUCCAGAGCUCGUCCACCUCGUCCUCCAUCGUGGUCAGCAUGGUCUCCUCCGGGCUGCUGACGGUGCAGCUGGCAGUGCCCAUCAUCAUGGGCACCAACAUCGGCACCUCGGUCACCAACACACUGGUUGCCAUGACGCAGGCCGGGGACCGCAGCGUCUUCCGCAGGGCCUUCGCGGGCGCCACGGUGCACGACUUCUUCAACUGGCUGUCGGUGCUGGUGCUGCUGCCCCUGGAGGUGGCCACCGGGUACUUGUACGAGGUCACCAAGAUCAUUAUCGACUCCUUCCAAAUCCAGAGCGGCGAGCCCCCCGAGCUGUUGAACGUCAUCACGGACCCCCUCACAGACGCCAUCAUUGAGCUGGACAAGUCUGUCUUAAGUGAAAUAGCCACCGGGGACCCGGCAGCGCGGAACAAGAGUCUGAUCAAGAAGUGGUGCCAGACCUUCACCAACAUGAGCACAGUCAACGUGACCGUCCCCGGGCCUGAGAACUGCACCUCUCCCUCCGCCUGCUGGUCCGAGGGCGACAUGACCGUCACGCUGAAGAACAUCUCCACGACGUACAGCGUCAAGAAGUGUGAGCACCUGUUUGUGGACGUGCAGCUGUCCGACCUGGCCGUGGGUCUGAUCCUUCUGGCGCUUUCUCUGCUGGUGCUCUGCUCCUGCCUGCUGCUCAUCGUCAAGCUGCUCAACUCCAUGCUCAAGGGUCAAGUGGCGUCAAUCAUCAAGAAGAUCCUCAACACAAAUUUCCCCUUCCCGUUCGGGUGGGUCACAGGUUACAUCGCCAUCUUAGUCGGAGCCGGAAUGACAUUCAUCGUGCAGAGCAGCUCGGUUUUUACCUCCGCUAUCACUCCACUUGUUGGCAUCGGCGUGAUCAGCAUCCAGAGGGCCUACCCGCUGUCCCUGGGCUCCAACAUCGGCACCACCACCACCGCCAUCCUGGCAGCCAUGGCCAGCCCGGGAGAAACUCUGGACAACGCCCUGCAGAUCGCUCUGGUGCACUUCCUGUUCAACAUCUCCGGCAUCAUCCUGUGGUACCCCAUCCCCUUCACCCGCCUGCCCAUCCGCCUGGCCAAGGCCUUGGGCAACAUCACCGCCUCCUACCGCUGGUUCGCCGGCGUCUACAUCCUGUUCUGCUUCUUCAUCCUGCCGCUCCUGGUCUUCAGUCUGUCGCUGGCCGGCUGGCCGGUACUGGUGGGCGUGGCCUGUCCGCUGCUGGCGCUGCUGCUGGCCGUGCUGGUGGUCAACGCGCUGCAGAAAAGGAAGCCCGGGUGUCUGCCCGCCUGCCUGCGGACCUGGGACUUCCUCCCGCUCUGGGCGCACUCACUGGAGCCCUGGGACCGGCUGGUGGGCGUGGUCGCCGCCAAAUGCUGCUGCUGCUGCAAAUGCUGCCAAGCCGACGACGGCGGCGGCGCGGCGCUGGAGCACCCGCUGGCGUACGAUAACCCCGCCAUGUGUGGCGAGAAAGUGGAAGAAGGCGACGUGAGCGUUCUGAAAAUGACCAAACUUUGAGGCUGCAUUAUUGCGCAACGUGUUAUUUAUGUCCUCUCCACAUCCUUUCAAGCAGGGGUGUCCAAACUUUUUCCUCCGAAAAAUCAAAACACCCGGUGGCCAUUUUGAUUGUUUUCAUUUUCAAAACCAAUGCAACAUAUAGUUUUUUUUUUAAAAUCUUUUAGGGCUCGCCUCAAAUUUGGGACCCAGAAGUCAUAACAAUUUAAAAAAAUAAUUUCGGUUUUAACACUUACGUCACCACUUAGGAGACCGAUGAGCUUUGUCCGCAGGUUUGAUGACUUUUGGUGACACUAAAAAGACAAACAAUACAGUCAAUAUACACAUAUGUUAUGCACAUAUAUAAUGUAAUGCUACAUUACAAGGCAUGAAGAAGGAUAACAAAUAUCUAUUUGUGCGAGUGACGCCAUCUUGAAUGACAUCGUCGCUAAUGAGUAAGACAAAGAACUAUUUUCACAAUCACAAAUCGUGAAUUUAGCUCGCAAUAUUUCGGACAAAAACAAAGUUACAAAGUUCGACUUUGAAUACAUACCGGCGAUGCAACCUUAAACAAAAGAUAUAUGCAGUAUUUCUUUUUCAAAAAGAACCGCCGUGAAGUACGUGCCGGCACCGGAAGUCUCUUAACUUCCGGUUAAUAAAGUUUGAUUCAAAAGACACUUUUAAGAGAUGUAUUACCCGCCCUGACCACAUGAUGGCGACAUAAACACAUGUAACGAUGUUCAUUAAAAGCAUGACACACUUUAACAAGAGUUUACAACUUUUAGUUGCAACAAAACAAAUAUAAAUGUUCUUCUUUUUCAAUAUUCAACUUCCAGUCGAUAAAGUUGGAUUCAAAAGACACUUUUAAGAGAUGUAUUACCUGCCCCUGACCACAUGAUGGCGACAUAAACACAUGUAACGGUGUUCAUUAAAAGCAUGACACACUUUAACAAGAGUUUACAACUUUUAGUUGCAACAAAACAAAUAUAAAUGUUCUUCUUUUUUAAUAUUCAACGCGUGAAUCUCGAGAUUAGUGGUUCUCAAACUUUUUUCACCAAGUGCCACAUAAUGAUGAAAUACAGUAUCCUAGUAGGCCUAAGUAUUCAUUAAAAACAAGCCAGAGGGUUUUUUGUUGUUGUAACAUUACACACAGUUUGAACAGUAACACUGUGUUUGAAUAUGAGAAAAUACAACUGCUACAUUAUGAUAUUUAAUUAUGCGAUUCUCUGGCGUACAACUAGAUGGAGCCCGCAUACAACUAUGGUACUGGUACCACAGUUUGACAAUCACUUCUCUAAAUCAACUUGGGUCAGUCAAUAUAAAGUUAUUAUUAAUAAUUAUUUGUAUGGACUUUUUUGGCAAAACCCAUGUUUUAUGGCAAAAACACAAAAUAUGCAGUAU